AUGUUUAUUUUCUCAAAUUUGUAUCAGUAUAUUUGGGGCACAGCCCAAGGAAAAGACAAGCCUCAAGAUUUAAUUCUACAAAUCACUGGAUCAUUUGGCAAAUAUCAAUUAUGGCUUUUUGUGCUAUUAUGUUUAACAAAGAUCAGCAUCGCAUUUCAUCAACUUGCCAUUAUAUUUCUUGCUCCUCCCACUCAAUUUUAUUGCGUAUCUACUCAAACCCUGAAUGGUUGCCCUUGCGAUGACCCAAUAUAUGAUACAAGGAUAUUUCCUAGAACAAUAAUCACGGAAUUCAAUUUAAUCUGUAAAAAGAAAUGGUUAGCCAGUUUCUCUCAGUUAGCUUUUCAAGCAGGCACGCUAGUUGGAAGUAUGUUAUUUGGAAUGGUUGCCGACAAAUACGGUAGAAGGAUGCCCUUAAUUGGGGCUUGUAUUCUCCAAUUUAUUUGUGCAUUUAGUUCAGCCUUUUUACCAACUUUUGAACUAUUUACCUUAUUUAGAUUUGGGAUCGGUAUAUCAGUAGGCGGAACAAUGGUUAUUAGUUUUGUAAUCUUAAUGGAAUUCAUUGGUCCAGCACAUAGAGAGAUUCUCUCUGCUUUGUAUCAAGCACCUUUCAACGUGGGUUGCAUAGUACUGCCAUGGGUUGCGUAUUACUAUAGAGAUUUUAAAAGUUUACAAAUAGCCCUAUCGACACCGACUCUCCUUUGUCUUAUCUAUUUCUAUUCUUUACCGGAGACACCGAGGUGGUUAAUAGCAAAACACAAAACUGAAAGAGCCAUUAUAAUAUUGCAACAUGUUGCUAAAGUAAAUGGACGCCCUGUCGAAAAUGUGCGAGCAAUGGUUGAAGUUCAUCAAUUAGCUGCGUCGAGACAAAAAGUAAACCAAGGCACCACAGCCGAUUUAUUUCGAACGCCAAAUCUUCGAAAACGCAUUCUGGCUAUGGCAUUUAAUUGGUUGACAUGCUCGUAUUGUUUUUAUGGGGUAUCCCAAUAUGUUGGCCAACUAAGUGGUGAUAUUUUUAUUAAUGUAACUUCUAGUUCUGCGGUUGUGUUGUGUGGCACUUUACUGUCUAUACCUAUGAUGAAAGUUAUGGGUAGGAAGACCAUAUUAUUAACUUGUCAUUUCAUUUGUUCAACGUGCUUAUUUAUUUUAGCAUUUGCGGAAGGUAUUCUGUCGGUACUUUGUGCUACUGUCGGAGUUGUAACUAGCUUCAUCGUGUUUGUGGUUGUUUAUUUGAUGUGUGGAGAGUUAUUCCCCACUGUAGUUCGAAACUGUGCAGUCGGUUUGUCAUCUAUGUCGGCGAGGAUCGGUUCCAUGGUAGCUCCUUUUGUACUAGAUUUAAAAGACAUCCAUCCCUCACUGACUGCAAUCACAUUCGCAGUGAUCCCUUUUAUAGCCUUUUUUGUAACGCUACUUUUACCCGAAACUAAAGGGUGUGAACUCACGACUACUUUAGAGGAAGGUGAAAAAGCGUUUACAACACCACCAAAAAAAUAA
Spodoptera littoralis (African cotton leafworm) is the source of this 1491-nucleotide messenger RNA. The record is from the annotation of a GenBank genome assembly. NCBI's taxonomy places the organism in Eukaryota, Metazoa, Arthropoda, Insecta, Lepidoptera, Noctuidae.